Molecule: messenger RNA, 706 nt
Organism: Apis dorsata (giant honeybee)
Lineage: Eukaryota; Metazoa; Arthropoda; Insecta; Hymenoptera; Apidae
Exons: 3
Coding region: 169-579 (136 amino acids)
Source: RefSeq, a predicted model, not a curated record
GCAACAAAAUGCGAUCGUUAAAAAAUUUAUUGUGAAAUUUAUCAAUCCAUUUUUUCUUCCAAAUUCCAAAAUUUUAGUUUAUAAUUAAAAAAAUUUUUACAAUAUGACAAAUUAACAGUUCCAUCAUUUGUGCUAUAUUUUUAUUAAAUAUUUUAAAAUUGAAACAUAAUGCAAACUACAACAAUUUGUAAAGUAAAAGCAACACCGUCAAUAUGUUUUCGUCCUAAAAGUACGAUAUCAGAACAGCAGAAAUGCGAUCAAGAAAAGUCGCCACUUAUAUCAGCAUUUCUCAUGAUCCCAUUUGAAGAAAAAAUACAUCACACAACAAAAGUAUCAAAUACUUAUAACAUAAAAAGUAAACAAAUUUCGAAGCCUACAAAUGGCUUAAAAUUUCCUGAAAUGCGAAAUGGUAUUUUAUUUACAAGAUGUCAUUGUGUACAUAGAGAUGGUCUUCAAGAUUCUUGUCCAUUAAGUCAAUGUCAACAGGAAUCUGAUUGUUUGGUCAAGCCAUGGCCUAAGUGUCCACCAGCAAAAUAUUUGCAAUCUCGACAUCCAGAACAGUAUCCACCGUUUAAAUAAUGCGAGAUCUCAGACAGCCAAAUAUAUAUUCAAUACAUGUUACACACAAACAAAUAUCGAUUUAGAAAAAUAAAAUUUAAUUUUAAAUAAUUUAUAGUAGAACAUUUGAAAAAUACAAUUAUUAUUU